Messenger RNA from Macadamia integrifolia, 4006 nucleotides. RefSeq names its product probable LRR receptor-like serine/threonine-protein kinase At2g16250. Gene Ontology annotation, biological process: protein phosphorylation; hormone-mediated signaling pathway. The transcript has 4 exons. NCBI's taxonomy places the organism in Eukaryota, Viridiplantae, Streptophyta, Magnoliopsida, Proteales, Proteaceae. The record is from RefSeq and is a predicted model, not a curated record. Gene Ontology annotation, cellular component: plasma membrane. Gene Ontology annotation, molecular function: protein kinase activity; protein binding; ATP binding. The coding region runs from base 950 to 3667 and encodes 905 amino acids.
UUUUUACUACGAGUAGAGAGAGAAUGUAACUGAAUUCAGAGUCCCAGACGAAUCAUCACUGACUCAGAUAGAUAGAGAAGCAGAUCUCAGCGUAAUUACUGUAGAAGAACAGUAUAAGAAGAGAGGUUGGCGGUGUUGGGGGAUUAUAAUUGGGAACUUUAAUUUUGGGAUUAGCUGGCUGUGGCGGGAUAUCCGGAAGUGAGGUCAACCUUAUGGGCUAUGGCGAUGCAUCGGCUCUGGUUUUACCUUUCUUGUCCUGUGAAUACCAACACAGAGAACCACUGAUCGAGCUCUCGGCCCCAGCACAGUUUCAUCGACUACUUUAGCAGUUCAUCAACAAGUUAAAGCAGUAAUACACAACCGAAGUAGAUGAAGAAGAGUGUGUAGGCCGUUGGGAAUUCGCAUCUCUCAUUAAUGUUAGCAUUUAGAGCCAUUUCUCCCCCUCCCCUCUUUUUUCUCCAUCUUUAAUUUCCUGAGAACAAGUACUGUGGAUGAAGCCAUGUGAGAGAGCGACUGAUAAAACCAGUCAAGAAUUCAAUUUACUCUCUCUCUCUCAGAAUAUAUGUACUCUUUUAAUGUUUUCACCAUAGAGAGUUGAAGAAGAGUUCAGAGAAGAAGAAGAGAGAGAGAGAGGAGGGGGGUGGCAGAGUUCUUGGUGGUUCAUUCUUUGUUCUGCGUCGGAUCAGCAGCGGUAGAAGAGAAACAAGUGAAGCAUCAAAGCUCGUCAUUUAAGGUAAGAACUAGAGAGAUAGAACAGUACAGAGAUAGAACUGCAUUUCUCUGUUCAUUAAAUAAGGGAAGACAACCAGAUCCCAUUAAAUUCUAUCACACAUGCAUGUACAAGUAAUGGGAUUCUCACGCAGUAAUCGGAAAUGAAGAAGUCGAAAAUGCAGAGAUCAUCGUUACAGUCGUCGUUGUUGGCUUCAUCAUAUAGUUGUCAUUCGUAGUCAUGGCGGAUCGUUGGUGGAGUACAGUAAAGCUGCUUGCUCUUGCUCUUGCUCUUCUCAUUUUACUGUUUCAGACUGUUUUGGGACAGUUGGAGUCGUUAAAUAAUCGGACAGAGCUACCUGCCCUACUUGAGCUUCGCUCUUCGUUAGGGCUAAGGGCGAAAGAGUGGCCGAAGAAAGUUGAUCCCUGCUUGGUUUGGAUCGGCAUCCAAUGCCAGAAAGGUCAUGUCGUUGGAAUCAAUAUUUCGGGGCUGAGGCGUACUCGCGCUGGCCGUAUCAAUCCACAGUUCUCAGUCGAUGCGCUCGCCAAUCUUACUCUGUUGGCCUCCUUUAACGCCUCUGGUUUCUCGCUUCCGGGCUCCAUUCCCGACUGGUUCGGUGAACGCCUCCACUCGCUGCAAGUGCUUGAUCUCCGGUCUUGUUCUGUUUUCGGUCCCAUCCCAUCUUCUCUAGGAAACUUAACCACCCUCAAUUCUCUCUAUCUCUCUAAGAAUAGCCUUACUAGCAUAAUCCCAUCUUCGCUAGGUCAGUUAUUGAACCUCUCGGUGCUUGAUCUCUCGCAGAAUUCGCUUACUGGUACCGUCCCUUCGUUUUCCUCCGCUCUCACGAAUCUCACCCUGCUCGACCUGUCUUCAAAUUUCCUGUCAGGGCCGAUUCCUCCCGUCCUUGGGAGCCUAUCCGGCCUUAGAUUCUUGAAUCUUUCUGGCAAUAGCCUCUCUGACGGUAUUCCCCCCCAGCUCGGUGGCCUUUCUAGCCUGUUUUACCUUGAUCUCGGCUUGAAUUCCUUGUCUGGGUCGUUGCCUCCGGAAUUGAGUGGGAUGCGGAAUUUGCAGAAGAUGUCACUGGGGAAAAAUGUUCUUGUGGGAUCGUUAACGAAUGCCAUGUUUUCUGGUCUCAUGCGGUUGCAGUUUGUGGUGUUGAGUCACAACAAUUUCUCUGGUAUGCUUCCCGAUUCAUUAUGGUCAAUGCCCGAGUUGGGAUUCCUUGAUGUCUCCGGGAAUAACUUGACGGGUAUUCUUCCUAACCGUAGUUCAAAUGCAAAUGCCACACUUCCAGUGUUCAAUGUCUCCGGCAAUCAAUUUUAUGGAACUCUGACUUCCCUUACUGGGAGAUUCAGUUCUAUAGACUUGUCUGAUAAUUACUUUGAAGGCAGUGUUCAUAUUGAUACACUGAAUAAUGCUUCUCUUGCAAACAACUGCCUUCAGAAUGAAUCAAAUCAGAGGCGUUUGAAUGAUUGCUCAUCGUUCUAUGCGGAGAGAGGCCUGAAUUUUGAUUAUUUUGGAGCCUCAAACCCAGCCCAGACUGCAGUACCAGUAGACACGCACAAGAACAACAGAAAUUUAGCAGCCAUUUUGGGUGGAGUGUUUGGAGGACUCGGGUUUAUUGUGCUUUUGGUGUUGGUUUUAGCACUGAUCUUAUGCAGACGUGGCAAUGGCGUUUCAGAUCAAAGAGGGAUUGAUGUAAGGCCUGUCCCUGCUGGAAGUAGCCCACCACCUCCUGGAAUUUCUAUUAACUUUUCAAGUUUGGGAGAUGCAUAUACAUAUGAGCAGCUUCUCCAGGCCACUAGCGAUUUUAAUGAUUCAAACUUGAUUAAAACUGGCCACUCAGGGGACCUCUUCCAAGGUCUUUUGGAAGGUGGCAUUGCUGUAGUUGUCAAGAGGAUCGAUGUUGGCUCAGUCAAGAAGGAAUUAUACAUGAGGGAGUUGGAUUUCUUUAGCAGGGUUUCUCACCCAAGGUUGGUGCCCCUCUUGGGUCACUGUUUGGAGCCGGAGAAUGAGAAAUUCCUGGUUUACAAGUACAUGCCAAACAAGGACUUGUCUAAUUCUUUUUACAGGAAAACCAAUUCAGACGAUGACAGUUUACAAUCUCUGGAUUGGAUAAAAAGGCUUAAAAUUGCAAUUGGUGCUGCUGAGGGUCUAUCUUAUCUACAUCAUGAAUGUAAUCCUCCUAUUGUUCAUAGAGAUGUUCAAGCAAGCAGUAUCCUUCUUGAUGAUAAAUUUGAAGUGCGGCUUGGAAGCUUGAGUGAGGUUUGCACUCAAGAAGGGGAUACUCACCAAAACGUGAUCACAAGGUUACUGCGAUUGCCACAGAACUCUGAACAAGGCCCUUCUGGUUUGCCGUCUGCAACUUGGGCUUCUGAUGUCUACUGUUUUGGGAAGGUCUUACUUGAGCUAGUAACAGGGAAGCUGGGCAUCAGUGCAUCUGAUGAUGCCUCUACGAAGGAGUGGCUGGAGCAAGCACUUACUUGUAUCAGUAUACAUGACAAGGAACUGAUAACAAAGAUUGUGGAUCCUUCUCUCAUAGUAGAUGAUGACCUGCUGGAGGAGGUAUGGUCAAUGGCUAUCGUGGCAAGAUCAUGUCUUAACCCCAAGCCAUCCAAGCGCCCACUUAUGAGGCACAUUCUUAAAGCAUUGGAAAACCCAUUGAAAGUGGUGAGGGAAGAGAACUCUAGCUCUGCACCAUUGAGGGCAACUUCAUCCAGGGGAUCCUGGAAUGCAGCUCUUUUCGGUAGUUGGCGCCACAGCUCAUCAGACAUUGCGGUCAUUCCAAGUGCCAACAGAGAAGGAGCUAAUGUUUUAAGACAGUCAAGGACAACAGAUUCCAGUGGGAGUGGGCAAGGUAGUGGAUGUGAUCUCUCAUCUUCCCACAAGAGGCUGUCUAAGGAAAUUUUCCCUGAGCCAGAUGAUGUUAGGGAUGUAGAGAGACUGGAUGAAGACUAGCAUAAAUGGGUUUCUGAUUCUUUGUUAAUAAUACUGUAGCAGGCUCCCCAUUUGAGUGUCUGCUCAUUGUAUCCCACCCACAUUCUUAGAUUUCUCAAUGGAAGGAUCCUUUGUAGCAAUUCUUUCCCUUCAACAGGGUGAUGCAACUGCAGAAGACCCAAGGGGCAGUAUCCAGGAGAAUUGUUGGCAAAUGAUAAGAGAAACAAUGAUUUUGAGGGCAGUGGUACUGGGUUUUGUAAUUGUGGUGGCACAUGGAAGGAGAGAGUAUGCAGCUGCCAGAUUCAUUAGUGCUGUGAAGUUUAAUAUUUGUGAAAGCAAUCUGCAAUUUUUUUCUUGUAA